Messenger RNA from Pelobates cultripes (western spadefoot toad), 25704 nucleotides. The record is from the annotation of a GenBank genome assembly. NCBI's taxonomy places the organism in Eukaryota, Metazoa, Chordata, Amphibia, Anura, Pelobatidae.
UGAGAAGAAGCUGCAGGACACACAUGGUUUGUUGCUCUCCGCGUGUGACUGGCACAGAGACCCUGACGGGUUAAAGAUAAACAUGGCGACGGCCGGUGUGCAGUUUAAAACCAAGUAAGAAAAUUAACUUUCUGGGUUUCCUGGGCUUUCCCCAUACAAUUAAAACCUUAACUUUCUCAAUGUACUCCUGUUCACUCAGUGCUCUGAAUGCCAUGUUACUGGGGGAGGCAUGUACUAUAAAUGACAUUACCCUACCUGUGGCUCUCAAAGACACACAUCCAUUGGUCAUUUGUUUAUGCUGAUGGGCAGUACAUGAAAAGUGCUACCUGAAUGGGUUAUUCACUAAAUUGUGAAUUACAUAGAAUUAAAGGAUCACUCCAAGUACUAUAACUACUACAGUUUGCCUUUGCACUGUACCCCCCUUCCUUCUCCCCCCCAACAAUUUUGAACUGUUUGACAUAUUACCUGCCCAGCACCAGCUUGUGAUCAAAUGUAGCAAUUUAAGAAAGAAUUGGGACCGUGCUAGUGUUAUACAAUGUCUACAUAUUUAAAUGUAAUUGGCAACGUUUGCCAGCUAAGCACUCAAUCUGUCAGCUGUCAUGCCCUCCUCAUAGCUGUGCCAUUCAGUGAUUGCUAGACCCAAAUAUUAGGUGGCAUGAUGAAUUCACUCACUGUCAGAUCCAAUUUCUCAUAUAAAGGGUUUUCAGCUAGCAACGUGAAUGCUGACCAAUAGCAUUCGUCUUUCCCCUUUUUGGUGUGGAAUUUCUAGUUGAGUAAUAUUGGUCUUGAUUUAAUAUUUUUAAAUAAACUUUUUAAAAGAUUUAAUAUUUUAAAAAGUGUUUUAAAAAAAAAUAAAUUCAUGAAGAUAAAAUGCUCGUACAGUCUGUUGGAAAAUCACUGAAAUUCCAAUGUAGUCAAAAAAAUCAUAAGACAAAGAAAAGACUUGUUUUGUGUUAUGUAUUUCUCCUACACAUGACAAAAAGGAAGGGCCACCACUGUCAAACCAUCAGCCAUAAAAGGCUGACCAUCGAGGGUCUUUGCAAAAUAUAAAAAGGCCCCAGAAAGUUCCUGACACUAGAGUUUUAAAAUUGAUAUUUAAGUGGCUGGCUCCCCUCUCCUGCCUUUAAAAUGCGUAAAACUCACUUUUAUUCCAGCACCGCACCGGACUCGUAGUGGCUGACUUCUCCCUGCUCCGCUUCCUGGGAGAGAUAAUCAUAUUUGUCAAUUUAAUGCUUUCCCUUAGGAAAGCAUUGUGAAGUUAUUGACCAUGUUUGGGAAAUGUCACACUGCACCAGUCAGCAUCUCCUCAUAGAGAUGCAUUGAUUUAACGCAUCUCUGUGAGGAAUGUUCACCACCUCCAUGCAGAGCGUGGAAACGUUAAACAGCAGUGCUGCAACCCAGGAAGCACCGCUUGUGGCUAUCUGAGUGACUGCCUUCCUUUUCCCUGUAAGGACAGUGUAUACAUUAAAAAAGCUUGCAAGAUCAUGCUAUACACACCAGAACAACUACAAUACGCUAUAGUCCCCAAAACAACUUUAGCUUAACCCCUUAAGGACCAAGCUUCUGGAAUAAAAGGGAAUCAUGACAUGUCACACGUCAUGUGUCCUUAAGGGGUUAAUGAAGCAGUUUUGCUGUAUAGAUUAUGCCCCUGCAGUCUCACUGCUCAAUUCUAGGCCAUUUAGGAGUUAAAUCACUUUGUUUAUAAACCCUAGUCACACCUCUCUGCAUGUGACUUGCACAGCCUUCCUAAACACUUCCUGUAAAGUCAUCUAAUGUUUAUCUUUCCUUUAUUGCAAGUUUAAUUUAGAUUUUCUACUCCCUGCUAUGUUAAUAGCUUGCUAGACCCUGCAAGAGCCACCUGUAUGUGAUUAAAGUUAAAUUUUCAGAGAAAAUGUGUCGCUUAGAAUUUCCAACAAUUCACAUUUUAGUGUAUACUCCUGUAAUUCACAUUCUAAUGUAAUGUGUUAUAUUACAGUGCUUUAUUGGUCUCUUAUCACUUCUGUUAUCCAUUUUUUAUUUAUUUCUUUUUAGCUAUGCUGUAACCCGAAAAAUUGAUGCUUUUUACAAAGGAGGAAAAAUCCAGGUAAGUUUGUACCAAUAUUUAAGCAGUUAACAAAUAUAUCAAAGAAAAAAAAGUUUAUUUUUUUUUCUGGCUUUUAUUUGCACGUACUGGGGCUGAUGUGUACUAUAGUCAUUGUUGCUGUCCAGGAGUAGUGGGAGUUUGAGCACAGGGCUUAAAUUUGUAUAUUUUGUUUUUGUGUUCCAUAGCCAUGUGUUCCCUAUUAAGGGUAAAUAGGUGUGUAGAGGUUUAGAAAAUCCCUCUGCUCCUCUUUCCCUCCCCUUGACGUUGCAGGUGGGCUUAUACUUGAAUGGCCAGUGGAGUGAUACUAAAAAUACUCCAAUUAUUUAAAUGUGCCCAUGGAUUUGGGAUAGUGCACAGAUACCUUUUUUCCUUUGGUUUUUUUAUUGUAUGUAUCGGAGCUGAUGUAUACUAUAGUAAUUGCUGCUGCCCAGAUGUAGUAAGAGCUUGAGCACAGGGUUUAAAUUUGUAUGAAUAUAUCCAAAUGAUUUGUGGUACAGUUUAGAGAUGGACAAAAGAACUACGAGUUUCUAAAACAUGUGCAAUUUUCCAUGUAAAUAUUGAUAACGCACUCAAAGAAUUUUGGAAAUCAGUGAUACAUUUUUUCAAUGAACAAAUGCUUAUAUUUUUUAUGUAUUUUGAAUUUAUUAAACACAAUUCUUUUAUAAUGGAAUAUUUUUUUUUUUUUAUCAGGUCAAUAAAGAUGGAACCUAUUUGUUUUGCAUCUGUGGAAAUAAACUCAACAUCCUGGACAUUGCGACUGGAGCUGUUAGUUACACGAUCGAACAGGUACAACGCUUGUGAGGAAGGAAUGUUCCGCAAUAAAGUUAUGAAACUCGAGAUCAGCUUAAUGAAUUGCUAAUAUCAUACUUAUGUUUCCUAUUUGUAGGACGACCAAGAAGACAUUACAUCAUUUGCACUAAGUCCAGAUGAUGAGGUACAUUUAUUAUUAUAAAAAAAUGCAUGCAUUAUAUUUUGUUAAUUUGUGUACCACCUAGAAAUACAAUUAAUUGUAAAUAAAAAUGUUAAUAUUACAUAAAUUUAAAAUUACACAAAAUUAUGAUUUCAUGGGUAGGUGAGAACAUUUGUUAGAUUAAAAUAUUCAUGGUCCAACCCCUGUACAAACUACCUUACAAUAGUAAAAUAAUAAUUUUUUUAAAAGAAUGAAACGAAUAAAAAAACCUCAUAAAAUAAUUUCUCAGACAAAUCCUCCUAUACAGACACAAGAUCGCUUAUUUGAAAGACUAGUAAUACUGCUUUCUUUACAAAAGAGGAGCCACGUACUCUAUUCUUAGUGCCUAUUAGGGGGCUCUAAGGUCACUUUUAGGGUGCAGAGCACCAUAUAUGUCGCCUAGUAGACAUGUGAUUGCUUUUCCUAUGGGGGUGUAGGACCCCUCGUUUAGAAGAAAAUAGCCCUCCUCUUUCAUAUGGAGUGUGGUGUUUGUGUGAUUAGGGGUUUCUUUGGACAACACAGAUUAAUUGUCUGCAGUUUAUGGGAUAACAAUUUAGCCCAUAUUUUUUACUGUAUUCACAAAUAAUGUAAAAAGAAAAAAGUUCCGAACUUAUAAUUUUUUUUUUUUAUGAUUCUUUAUUUUUGCAAUGACAAAAGGGUAUGCAUUUUAUACAGUGUGGCUUGUGCAAAAGCCCAUAUGUGGUGCAGAGCAAUUGAUUGGCUUCAUAAUCAGAAAAAAACAUAGUUUUGCAGUUGUUCGUUGUCAUUGGUUUUAUCUAGGAGAAAUAAACACUAUGAAACACGUUUAACGUUGGUAACGUAACAUGGGGCCGGGGAACCGGUGAGUCUGGCCUCCUAGUGAAAAGGUGGGGGUGUCUUGGUCUUUUGUUUGGGUAGUGUGUUCCUUGUCAAUCUCUAUAUCAGGGUUGGUCGAUGUAGUUUUCCCAGGGUUUCCAUGUCUUAGUAAAUGUUUUGGUGGAGCCCCGUAUUUGGGCUGUGAGUUUAUCCAUAAGGUGGCAUUCUUUAAUUUUAUUAAGUACUGCAGGCAUUGGAGGAGUGUUAGGCUGUAGCCAGGUCUGGGCCAGAGCCUUUCUGGCUGCUAGGGUUAUUUUAUUCAGUAGAUGUUGGAAAAGUUGCGAACUUUAAGUGUCCUUCGGGGCUCUGCUUAGUGGCAGCAGUUACAGUCAGACUGUUCCCAUACCAUGAUGAGAUUCUCCAAUUUGGAGCCUCUCACCCUGGUUUUCAGUGACUAAUCUUAUCCUCUUUCCAGCAAUGGUUUAUGAGAAAAGUAACUUAUCCUGUACCACCGCUCCAAUCGUCACAUGAGCUGAUUGGAACUGCAUUAUAAACUGACAGCUGCCACACUAAUGCUAUCAUUAAACCAGGCUGUGUUUUUCUAUUGACCGAGCUGGAAACUGUGCGUGCACAUUCUGCCGCUCGACUUCUGGGAGAAGAAUCCCUGUUUUGCAUGUGACUGCUGCAUGCACUAUAUGGGCAUAACUCUAUAAAGCAACCUUUAGCAAUUGACACUUAAACCUAUAUAAACAGUAUUAUUUUCAGAAUGUGAGGGGCAGCAUUCUGGUUAUGUGUAUUAAAACACUAGCUUUGUGCUUAACUUUUUAAAAUGUUGUUUUAUUUCUUUCUUUUUUUUCUUGUGCCAAUAAUGGGUUUCUUUUAAAGCCUUCUGGAGCACUUUCAUUCUUUGUCUCUACCAGAAAGCUUCACAUCUGGAAAUCUUUGUGUAAACUCGAGUUUCCUUAUGGUAAUUCAAUAUUUCCCUGCGGUCUUUGCUUUUAACUUCCUUGUAUCCUCUGCAUUGCCUUACACUAGCCUGGUUGAGCUUAGUGUAAUUAAAUCUGAGAGGUUAUUUUGUACAUCACAUGGCCCAGUAAUUUCCGUAAACAUAUUUGAUGCUUUCUUUAGAGCAGUGAUUCCCAACCUCUAGUAUAACUGUGGUUCAGGAUUUUGGCAUUUCCUAGUUUCAGACCGUUGGUUUGUCUUGAUGACUGGGUCAGGAACCACCAUUCUCAAGGUACCAGCUGAUAUUUCUUAAUCUGGUUAUACUGUAGCCAACAAGAUGUUAAUGCAACCAAUGUAGCAGGUAAGAUGCUCUCUCCUUCCUAAAAAGCCCUGCAGUGACAUAUUUCCUUUCAAUGUAGAUUCUGGUAACCGGCAGCCGUGCCCUUUUACUAAAGCAGUGGGAAUGGAAAGACGGCAAGUGUUCUCGUACGUGGAAAGCCAUCCACACAGCCCCAGUAGCCAGCAUGACCUUUGAUUCGACAUCCACACUACUUGCCACAGGUGAGUGAAUAUAGCUUGGUUUUAUACUACCAGAUUAGAGGUUUAUUCCAAUGAUAAAACAAUGUUAAUAAAACACUGUUUUUGGUUAGAGUUACAAUUGCUGGAAUGUCCCCAUCUUUCUCCGGUUACAUCACUCACCCUCACUGCAUGGAUAGGUGAUGAUUUAGGAACCACGGGGAAGGAGGGAGGAGGGGGAUAGAGUUUGGGGCUAUCUGUCAUAAGUUGCCUGCAUGCUAUGCCUGCUGACAACAAAUGCCAAAUAUGGAUCGAUUUAGCAUUAGCCCUGAAACACUCAAACAUUUGACUCAUGGCCAGUCUGAUGGUUGUGGUACAAAUAUCUCCAUUCCAUCAGGCCUGGUAAACUGUCCCUCUGUAUUAAAAAGCAGUCUGCAAGGCGUCUUGGAUCAGACUUGUGUGACCAAAACCAAAUCACAAAUGGUUUUAAAGUGUAAUAACCUUCAAUCUAUAAAUCAAGUCUUAUAUGUAGCAACAGUUUUUAUGGAAAAACAAAUACCUACAUCAAACUAAAAACUAACUUUUCUUGAUACACAUUUUAUUUUUUAUUUUAUUUCACAGCUUCUACUUUAAUUUUGCCAUACAUUGAUAUAUUCACUAAAUAUUGACUUGUAGUAAUUUAAAAUUGGAAUUGCUAAAACUAGCUGAUCUGGGACUAUAGCCAUGUUAGAAACUUUUUACAAAUUGGCUAUUAAAGAUCAAAUGGCCAAACCAGAAAAAUUCUCAGUCGGCAAUGCUUUCCAUUCAGCUACUCUGGCCUUAAAUUUGAAAUUCAUUUUUAAUUCAUCUUUAAUUCUCACAUUAGUAAAUAACUCUCAAAAUUUUAAAUUCGAUUUUACAUUCAACAACUCAUUGUUCAGUGAGUAGACUUGACAGUUUGUUUUUUGUUCUUGAUUUUUGCCUCCGGGUUGAGUGAGGCCAACUUCUGUCUGUGGCGACAAGCUCUCUCUCGCAUUCUAAUGUUCUGGAUUCUGACCUGUAACUCUAUAAAUUGCCUCUCUCAAUUUUGCAGGAGGCUGCGACAGCACAAUUAAGAUCUGGGACGUCAUCAAGCAGUACUGUACGCACAACUUGAAAGGAUCCUCGGGGGUAGUGCAGUAAGAGACUUCAGAUUUUCACUUUAUUAUCUUUUUAAAUGAAUGUACAUAAGGCAGUGUUUCCAAAACCGUUUCUCAAGACUCACCAACAGUCCAGAUUUUGUCAAUAUCCCCACUGGAAUAAAACAGGGAAAUACAUGAAUCCUGGACUGUUGGUGGGCCACGAGGACCAUUGGUGCCCAUAAUUUCUCCUCAUCCCUCUGCUGUUUAGAACUACAAACUCCAAUAAUGCUUUGCCUGUUCUAGAGCAGUGUAGGAGCUUGGGAGCUUGUUCUUAUACAACAGCUGAGGGGCUAUAAUUUUAUUUACUAACCAGUCAGCUACUGAAUUUCUAAACAAACUGUAAAUCAUAGGGUGAAAAUUUUGUUUUCUAUAUUUUUUUGAUAUUUUGGCUUCAAAUUUGAAGUUCUGUUUCGCGUCUAUAACAAUUCACCAUUUAGUAAAUAAGCAUGUGUGCACGUUGGUGUAAGUGUGCACGUAUGUGGUUCAAAACAUUCUUGUUUCUGCCUUUUUUUGUGUGUAAAUGUUUUCAAAUUCUUCUCUAACAACUGUCCCCUAUUUGCCAUCUCCGCAGUCUGGUCCAGUUUCACCCGGACAUGUCUCGACUUCAGCUCUUCUCGUCCUCCAUGGAUUAUAAGAUACGGAUUUGGGACCUAAAAUCCAGCAAGUGCUUGAGCAUUCUGGAAACACAUUUCAGUGCUGUGACCUCCCUCUGCUUUUCACCCGAUGGAGACACUAUGAUCAGGUGAAACAUGCUCUUGGCUUUAACUAGGCUCUGUAUAGACCUAUUUGUUGAUCGACUUAACGAAGGAGUAUUUUUAUAAGCAGCUAUACUGGUUAUUUAAUUACAUGUAGACAGAAUAGCCCACCCUCCAUCCUCAGCUAACAAAAACGUGUUUGUAGGGUGGAAUCCAGGAUGUAGAAAUCCCAUCAGAAAUGCCACAGCUACUUUGUUUUAAUGCUCACAUUCGCAUAGUAUUGGCACACAACCCUUUAAUAUCUCUAAAGGGGAACUAUGGAGUUUAAAUGUCCUAUUUUUACAUUAUAAAGAUUAUACAUUAGAAAAGCAGAAUAUAAUAAUAAUAAUAAGUAAAAAAAAUCAGAACCGGAGUUCUGCAGCUGAUAAAAGAAAGGCAAAAAUUCCAGUUUGAAGCCCUUUUCAAUUAGGAAAUAUAGUUAAUAAUUCCAAACUGACAAUUCGAUAUCUCCUUAAAUCAACAAGCUGCUCCCACAUAUUAAACGACUCCAAACACCUUAUCUGGUUUGUAGUGGUUAUAGUAAUUGGAGUGCUCCUUUAACGCUUAUAUUGUUGAAUAUUCUGUAAUUUGUUGUUCCCCCAUACUCCUCCCCGGCCCUUAAAAACAAAAAUCAUUCAGACCAUUUUUAAAAAUAUCUACCCAAUCUGAUAAGAUUAGUUCUUUUCUUACUGUACAGUUAGUACCUGCCAGCUUAUAGUGUUCCACAUCCCAGUGUAGAACGUUGCUGUAAUCACUGCAGAAUGUAUUGCUGUUAUAUAAGUAAUGACUAUAAUUAGCAAUAGAAACUAAGUAAUCCCAUCGCCCAAGGCUUGGCAACAUUUUUUGCCUUUUAUCGAGGUUUUCGGAAUCCUUAUUAUAUUUUUAUUUCUCUUACAUUCUUUAGAUAGCAGGUCAUACUCUUGUUGUGAGUGUGUGGGGUUUUUAGUCCAAAUUGCAAAAUGUUGAGAAUAAGGAUAAAAAUUACACCCACAUUUGCUAUUCUUCUAGCUUUUAUAAAAUAGGAGUGCUAUUAGCUGUUUUAAGGUAAUGAAUGAGUUGGAGCAAAAAUUGUAAAAGACCAAGACAUGUAAUGGUGUAGAAUGGUUAUUUAUACAUGGAGAGAAAACUCUAAACUAAGUCAGACCAACUAGCAUGUUUGAGUCAUCUGCGGGCUUAGUUAAACUCAGCCAAAUAUUAACACAGACGAUAGUACAGAUCCAUAUGAUGCAUUCACACAUGGGAUCCAGAUGGAAUGUGAAUGUGUUUGCUAAUGGACUAAGAUUGAUGGAGCCUGUACGUGUCUGUUAAGCAUAUGCGUUGGCCAAACACAAAAGCAUUUUCUCUCCAUGUAUGGAGAGAGAAAUUGUAAAUUAGUCAGUGAAAUUACAGCAUUUGGUAAACAGGGAUUUCUACGUCACGGUGUACUCUUUCAUGACCAGAUUUUUUUUUUACAUGACUUACAGCUCAGGUCGUGAUAAAAUUUGUGCUGUAUGGGAUCUGAAUACCAAAAGCACGAAGAGGACCGUGCCAGUAUACGAGGUGAGGCCACUGACAUGUGCAACUACGGAUGAACCAACGUGUUGUGGAGGAAGUACUCACAUCAUAUUUAUACUGUUUCCUUUUUUCUUGCAUAGAGCGUUGAAGCUGUUGUCCUUCUCCCUAACACUCCUGGCAUAAUAGGACGAGAAACGAACACAGAGUCGGUCCUUUUCCUUACGGCUGGCAGUAAAGGUUAGUGUACACCGUUAAGCUCUAAACAAAGUAUAUGGACAGUUUUGCUACUAGACAUGAUUGAUGUAUAAAAGUAGGAUGUAACUGGGGUAAUUAUUGUGAUCGUUAGUCUGUUUGAAGCAAGGUGUGUGUUUGUUUUUUCUUGUUAUGGCUAAUGUCUUAUUAAAGCAGCACUAUCACCGUCGGGGGCAUGAUUCGUAAAGAUCUCCAACAGUGACAUCACAGCUGGGCAUCUGUUGGCCAGGUGGGGCAGGCAAAGGUGACUUUAAUUCACCUGAAUCUGUCCCUCGCGGGCACUGCCAUUCUCUUCCAGCAGAUCCUCUACUGCUCCUGGCGCUUCAGCUGCCAUUAGAGGACGUCACAGCUGUACUCUCGUGCAUGCGCGAGAGUACAGCAUUGAGGUCUUAUGAAGGGCUCUACAAAACCACAGGAUCCUCCACAGACAGAGCUGAAUCCCUGCAGCCAUCACUUGUGACAUUUCUUAAUGCUAGUAGCUCCACCCAGUAUCUAGAAGGGUCAAGUGGAGGAAAUGUACUGAGACAAAGUAGUAAAAAAUUUCAGUGAAAUUCCAACACAGUCAAUGUAUGUAUUUUAUAUAGAUUCUAUAUUUAUGAAAUGCAAAUUUUUCAGGGGGGGGUGACAGUGUCGCUUUAAAGGAACACUCCAAGCACCUCCUGUGAAAAUAGGUAGAUGUCACCCAGAGACUCUUUCCACCUUAACUCCUACAAUAAACUGUAGAGUGUCUCUUUAAUUUCCAACUUUAUUUGUAGAGUUGGGUAGUUUGCUAACUUGCUGAGUUUCUCUUCACAGGUAUACUGAGGGUGUGGAAUGCCUCCUCUGGGAAGUGUGUGCACAGCCAGACGUUGCCUCAUUCCACAACCAAAGUCUCAGACGAAGAGGCCAAUGAACACAGCCUGACGCACUGCCUUCUCCUCCCUGAUCAGUGGCAAGUCAUCACAGUUACCGUUGAACACAACAUCCAGAUGUAUGAUCUCCAGAAUUUAGAGCUGAAAAAGCAGGUCAGGCUCCAGAUUCAUAGGAACCCCAAUGUAUCCCAAACCCCUCCCACCAUACUUGCAAUUUACGUACUCUCUGUGUCCAGUUUGUAGGCUACAACGACGAGGUCCUGGACGUGAAAUUCUUGGGUCCUUCUGAUUCUCACAUAGUGCUGGCUACCAACAGCCCCCAAAUAAAAGUGUUUGAGCUGGCAACAUCUAACUGCCAGAUACUGCAUGGGCACACAGGUAAGCUUUGCUACUUUCCCUUUGGUUUACUCUCACCAAGUGCCACCAGGUUUUGCUGGUUAAUAACACAGCUGCAAACAAAGUGUUCCCUUUCAGCACUUUUCAUGAGCAGUUCGUAUACCAAUCCCAUCACUGAAAUAAAAUCUCAACAGGCUCUUUUAGUGAGUAACUACAAACUGUAGUGUGUGGUUCUUAACUGGUUGUUAUAAGCAAAUGAAUUAAUGAAUGAGUUAAAGCAAAAAUUGUAAAAAUGCAAAACAUGUGGGGGUGCAGCUUGACAACCAUCCUGAGCGGAGGCCAUCUCUGCUAGCUCCCUCACAGGUUGUACAAUGCAGCAUAAUAUCUCUCUAACCCGCAUCCAUCAAGCUACACGACCGGCUCCAACUUCACCCUGAGUGCUAGAGGAACAGAUUGAUGCCUUUCUUUCAGGUGCCGAAGCAGCCUGGAUGGAGGCGCAAUACAGUGACCUACCAGGCAUCACCACUACUAGGCCUCAAGGCCCAACUCUGCGUACCGGGAGAGGCGCGAACCGCUGCGUAGUUACAUCUGCCUGGCACCCUGGCUGACAUGCCGAACAUGAGACGCUGCACGCAUAAAGCCACAGCCAUCACACCUGGUAGGGAUAUCGUCACAAAGGGCGCUUGCGGAGACGGGACGCCUACCAGACGCCAUUACAGCCCCAGGCCUGGAGAGCUGGGAGCCUGGCGCCCCUGAGACCCCUCAGCCUUACCUGAAAGGUCUCCAGAUCACACAGCCCCAACAACCAAACGCAACCUAAAAAUCUUACUUGCUGACAUACAAAAGCUGAUGGCAGCAGUCGUCGCCCUGGUUAAAGUGGACAUACAACAAGUCACUGACAGUGUUAAAAAGAAAGAGGACACUGUGACAAGCGUACAAAACACAUUGACCAACCUUAGGGACUCUGUGAUGCACCUCCAAGCUGAACAAUACGUGCUGGCUGCUCAAAUACUGUUAAUGGAGGACAGACCACGCAGAACACACAUCAAAAUACGGGGGAUACCCACCACGGUCUCGACCGAAGAGCUGCCACACUAUAUCAGGCGCCUGCUCUCUACACUUCUGCCACAGCCAAGAAAAUUGUCCUAGACGGAAUAUACCACGUAACUGGCACUGCACGGACUCGGGCCGCAAUGACGAGAGAUGUCAUACUGCGCUGUGUCAAUGUGCACGAUAAGAUCCAAAUCAUGGCCCUGAAAGGCAAGACACCUUUGACCUUUGAGAUCUCUCAAUUGCUAUUCUUCAAAGAUCUCACCAGAGCCACUCUACUACGGCGCAAGACCUUCGGACUGGUGACAAUCGCAUUGAGACAAGCAGGAAUAACCUACAGAUGGGGGGCACACUGGCUCUCUUACUGCACCGUGAAGGGACUGCCCACUCUUACAGCCAUAUCAGAGGCUUCUGCUUUUUUCGAGGCACUGUGACCGCCUUUACCACAGCCACCGUCACAAGCGGACAAUGAAGAGACAAGAGAAUCAGACGGCGCCACCCCUGUGGACUGGUGGAGAUGCCAAAGAUCCAACCCGUCUGAAUAACCUGGGGACUGCACUGCCCACACAAUACCGCUCUAGAUGACCUGAUUGCAAAAACAUGUUAUGAUUGGAAUUUAUUUCCUCUUUUCUUUGUUUGGUGUUUAUUGCUGUUGAAAACCACUCCUUAUGCUUUACAACCUUCUUACCAAGUUCACAUUCACUGUAAUGACCUAUGACCUAGAGCAAUAAGCGGGAAACACUGCAACAUGAAGCUGCGGCAAUCUAAACCACCAUCACCACAAAUCACAAGCUUCAUUGGGUGAGAUGGCUCUUGCCUAUUCUCUAAUUCUUGAUGUGGGGCUUACAGCUCUCCACCCUCCAUAUUGACACAUGAUUAGAAGACUCCAUAGCCAUAAGGCAAAAACAGUGUUGGCAUCCUGAACUCCCACAUGUUUCAGUAAGCCACAUAACUCACACUAUGCAUUCGAACUCGCCCUCACUGGAACACCCACGAAUCCUGUCAAACUCCAGCAGGGAGUAUCCCGGGCACACGGUUAAACCCCUCUCACACAACCCACGUAGAGCUAAUUCUGGGUUUUCAACCUCACCUGUCCUUAGUUACCAGAAAAAAGUGUUUCAACUGUCUAUAGUUGUCAUACAUGCCUGUCAAGUUUGUUUUCUGUGUACAAACCACCUGAAUGUAUUCUCUUGAUAUCGUGUAUGCUUGCUUUGUGUAUUGACUGUAACUAUGCACGAAAAGUUACGAAUUUAAAAACAAAAACAAAUCCCAAAUACUCCCUAGUAUUUUUACCACUUAUUACAUUGUCUUGAUUUCAUUACUGCCUUCCCCCAUGAGGUGUCACUGUUUCUACUUUUAUUCCACAUUUGUGCAAUGUAUGUCAAAGAAAUCUGCCCAAUAAGAUCAUAAAUCACUUACUUAAAAACUGAAUGUUUUACUGUUCCUGCACUUAAACCUAGUAUCAAGUAAUUUUUUAUUUAAGUGGAUAAGCAGCGACUUAUUUUAAACCAACUUUAUUGAAUUUUAAGAAAAACCGUACUAAGGCCAAAAGUAAUAAUAAAUAAUAUAAAAGGAGUGUCAAAAUAAAAACUGAAACGUAAAAGCCAAUGCAGGAGAACAGUAAAUGACAGAUCAUGGUAUGGUAUACUAAGUCUAGAGACAACAAAAGUGGUUAUGGCAUUCAGUAGGGAUACAAACACAAAAAUAGACCAAAAAUGGGCUGUAUAUACUUGGAAUUAAUGGGAUUGGAUAUGAGAGGCAGGGGAAAUUCAUGGGAGUUUAAGGGGGACUGUGUUAUUAGAGGUAAUAGGGGUGACAGAGCAGGAGAAAUCAUUUUAAAAUAGAGUACCCAGAACGCUGCUUCUCUCUGUUUCGAAAAGUUGCUUUUAAAAUAGAGCUUUGUGAAGGAGACUCGCAUACCUGUGCCAGUAUUUGAAGUCCAAAGAGACAGUACACUAAAACCUUGAUGAUUUCUGUGUUUCAGAGACGGUUCUCGCCCUGGACAUUUUUAAGAAAGCCCUCAUGUUUGCUAGCUGCGCCAAGGUACGUGUCAUUUUUAUACGGUCAACAUCCAUUUGGCGGCUUUUAAAUUAUUUAAUGCAACCUUUUAUUUUUCUUUCCUUUCACGUACAUGAGUACAUGUGUCUAUAGUUUAUGUAUGGAGCGAGUUACUCACCUCUGAGACUUUACAUUGCUGAUGGUCGAACUGAAGGGGCUAAAUUAUUUUCUUUAACUAUGUUACAGGACAGGACCGUUAGAAUUUGGCAAAUGGAUAAGGUGACCGGAACGGUGUCGUGUGUGGCACAGGGCAGUGGUCACACAAACGGAGUGGGUGCAAUCUCAUGUUCCAGGUAAAAAGUCCACACCUUGAUAGCUCUGUAGAAUCAGAACUAACAGCUGUGGUCCUCUAUACAUACUAAGCUCAGUAUUUUCCCUCUGCAGGUUGAAGCAGUCCUUCAUAGUAAGUGGCAGUCAAGAUUUCACUAUGAAGCUGUGGAAACUCCCAGAAUCCAUUUUGUCUAAGAAAAUGGAUGCCGAUCUCUCUGGGCCUGAAGUGUUGCUUGCCAGUUUUACCGAGAAAGCUCACGACAAGGUGAGAAUCUAAAGAUACCCAGACUGAAACACAUGGUGUCCAUAAAGGGCAAUAUUCACUUUUCUGGGUAUUACAUAAUUGAAUAAAACUUUGAUAAUUAAUGUGUUAAUUUAACUAAGGCCGUUUUAAAGGGAUUCUAUAGUGUAAGGAAUACAAAGUUGGAUUCCUUACACUAUAGUUCCCUCUGCCCCCCCACACCCUUCUCCCCGGCACAGAAAGGAUUAAAAAACUCUGUUUACUCACCUGCUUCCAGCGCCGUUGGCCCUCUGCGCUGGGUUGGCACUCGCCACCUCAAGACGUUAUCCGGCGGAGGAGCAUAAUGCGCAUGCAGAGCGUGAGGACGUCAGGUGACUAAAAGUCUGUUAGGAUUCAGGAGGCAGUCUUAGUCUUGCAAUGUAAUCCUUGCAGUUUCUCUAAAACAGGGACACUGCAUCCAGACCACUUCAAUGACAUGAAGUGGUCUGGGUGCUUAAAGUGUCCCUUUAAAGAUUUAGCAAAUAUCAUCACAAUCCAGCUCAGUGAGGGCAUACAUUGUUUAAUUUCUCCUUUUCUCUGUAAGCUUUCUCUAUGCUGACUAAGUGCAGAGGACGCAGCUUCUAACAAUGAUGGCAGUGAAAAGUUGCAGGUUAAAGAGCGGUGGCUUUCUACAUAUAAUGUUAUGUUUUAUUCCUAUGUUUAUUAAGUAUACGGAUAAGUAAACAUAGUAUUAAAAGUUCUGGAAAGUGACAAUUGCCUUUUAAGCCAGUGGUUUCUUUCCAUGUGGGUCUCGCAACCUGCUUAGUAUAAAUCUGCUCUUUGGAAUCUGUCUAAGGUGGGUUUGUGCUUAAACAUGUUGUUUAUUGUGUAAUAUGCUACAGUGAGGGCGGCAGACAUUUUUGUCUUUUGUAGAUAACCUGUUUUUUGCAGAAAGCUGUAACUGAAGUCUGUCUUGAUAUCCAUGUAGAAUUCCACAGAGAGUCGGUAGAAUUCAGGUUUUAUUGCAGUAUGUGAGGUCUGAUUACACCUCUCCUCUGCUUUCUUUAUCAGGACAUUAACAGCAUUGCGAUAUCACCAAAUGACAAGCUGGUAGCUUCAGGAUCUCAGGACCGGACCGCCAAGCUGUGGUCAGCCACUGACUUCUCCCUCCUGGGUGUCUUCAAAGGACACAAGAGAGGUAUCUGGUGUGUGCAGUUUUCACCUGCUGACCAAGUUCUGGCCACAUCCUCAGCAGACGGAUCCCUUAAACUGUGGGGCCUCCAGGAUUUUAGCUGUUUGAAGGUAAGUUCACAUUUUAUCGCGUUCAGUAUAGAGUCAGAAUAAAGGCAUAUGUGGUGUAAUACGUUUUGCAUUUAUACAGCUGGCAAACUUUGUAAGUAAGCUGCCAUAUCUUAAUGUUAGGGUGCAAUACAAUAUAGCACCAGUAACUUUCUUUUUUUUUUUUUUUUGGUUGCAGAAUAAUUAGAUGAGCUGUUGAUGCAUUUACUGUAUUUUUCGCUCCAUAAGAUGCACAUCACCAUAAGACGCACCUAGUUUUUAGAGGAGGAAACCCAGAAAAAAAAAUAUUCUGAACAAACUGUUCCAUAGUGUUUCUUACUAUGGGACAGUUUGUUCAGAAUAUUUUUUUUUUUUUCUCCCCUGUCCCAUAGUGCUCCUUACCACCCAUUCCCCUCUCCUGUCCCAUAAUGAUCUUUAACCCCCCUCCCCUGUCCCAUAGUUAUCUUUAAAUCCCCGUCCCCUGUCCCAUAGUUAUCUUUAAAUCCCCCUCCCCUGUCCCAUGGUGAUUUUUAACCCCCCUUUCCUCUGUCCCAUAGUGAUUGUUAACCCCUCCUCCACUGUCCCAUAGUGUUCUUUAACCCCUCCUCCCCUUGUCCAAUAGUGUUCUCAUCCCAUAGUGUCCCCACUCCCCUUGUCCCAUAGUGUCCCCACUCCCCUUGUCCCAUAGUGUCGUCCCCCCUCCCCUUGUCCCAUAGUGUCGUCCCCUUGUCCCAUAGUGUCCCCUCCCCUUGUCCCAUAGUGUCGUCCCCCCUAUCCUUGUCCCAUAAUUACUUACAUGUCUUGUAGCGUGGGCCGGCUUAACAGCUCGCACCACGGUACUGGAACUUAAAUUUCAGGUUCCGGUUUCCGGCGGGACCGAAAGGAAGUGUGCACACUGAGUGCGCACUUCCUUUCAGUCCCGCCGGAACCUGAAAUUGAAGUUCCUGUACCGCGAUGCGCGCUGUGCUGCUGGCCCACGCUACAAGAAAGGUAAGUAAAGCUUCACAUUCGCCCCAUAAGAAGCACAGACAUUUCCCCUCACUUUUGAGGGGAAAAAAGUGCGUCUUAUGGAGCGAAAAAUACGGUAAAUUUUUUUUUUGUGAAUCUUUAAUUCUAAAGAGAGAGCGUGUAUAAAAGCAUAAAAGAAAAACACAAAGCAGGUCUCCAAACAAAUGCAGAACAUACGAGACAUGUGAGUUUGAAAAUAAAUGCAUAAAGUAACAUACAGCGAGACACAAAGAUUUAAAAUGCAUAAAAUAACAUACUGCAAGAUUUGCAGAUCACAAAACAAAUACAUAAAAUAACAUAUAGUGAAUCACGCAGGUCACAAAAUAAAUGCAUAAAAUAACAUACAUCGAGACAUGCAGGUCAAAAAACAAAUGCAUAAAAUAACAUAUAGUAAAUCACGAAGGUCACGAAAUAAAUGUAUAAAAUAACAUACAGCAAGAUAUGCAGGUCUCUACGUUUAUGAGAUAAAGGGAACAGCAUAGAAAACUCAGUGCAAUUUUCAACAAUAUGUGGACAUUUUUAGACCCUUAUUGGUCGAUUAUAAUUUCAUCCAAGAAAAUGUAAACCGAAAAGAAAUGUUAAAAAAGGGGGAGGCGGGAGCAGGGUGCCAAUAUUAAUAAUUAAUGCUAUCAGAAAGUCUAGACUUUCCAGAAGACAGGAUUAAAAGCUAAGGUCUAUGUAGGAGCCUCUGAACGUUGUCUGUUUUGCUAGUGUUUAUUAAUUGUGCCCAAAUUGUUGUAUAUUUCUCAAUACGGCCUGAUAUGCUGAAAAUAAGCUCCUACAUUCUAGAAAACACAGUCUCAACGACGGUGUUUUAGAUUUACGCCAAUUAGUAACUCUUUAUGUCUGGAAUCGUGAGACACUUUUUUUUAAAAUCACAAUUAGAAAUUCAGACUAUUUUACACCCUGCGAUCCUGCUAAAUAUUGAAAACAUCACUGGAUUGAAAUCAGGCCAAAUCCAUAAAUUUCUAGCUAAGUGCGUUAAAAUAAACAUCGGAGGUUUUGCAGGCUAUUCAAUUUCAUCAUAGCCAGGUGCAAGAUAUUAGGGGAAUAAUUAAAGGACCACUAUAGGUACCCAGACCACUUCAGCUCAAUGAAGUGGUCUGGGUGCCAGGUCCAUCUAGGGUUAACACUGCAGCUGUAGAAACUGCUAUGUUUACUUUAGGGUUAAUCCAGCCUCUAGUUGCUGUCUCAUUGACAGUCGAUAGAGGCACUUCCACGCUUCUCAGAAGACGCUGCCGUCCAUAGGAAAGCAUUGAGAAAUGCUUUCCCAUGGACUGAUUGAAUGCGCGCACGGCUCUUGCCGCGCAUGCGUAUUUGGCGGAUGACGUCGGAAGAGGGAGAAGUCCCCAGCUCCGGCACUGAAGAAAGGUAAGAGUUUAACCCCUGUUGAGCCCGGCAGGAGGGGGCCCAUGAGGGUGGAGGGACACCUAUUAACACUAUAGUUCCAGGAAAACGAGUUUGUUUUCCUGGCACUAUAGUGGUCCUUUAAAGGAACACUAUAGGGUCAGGAACACAAACAUAUAUUCCCCACCCAGUAGUGUUAAUCCCACUAUUUAGGUGGCUUGCCCCCUCCCCCCACCAUAGCCCCUUUAAAAGCAUGAAAAACUCACAUUACUUCCAGUGACUGGCAGGUCUGCCGGUGCUGGCUCCGUCCCCCUUGGUGACAUCAGAAUUUCUGUUGUUUACUUAUUUGUGACAAGUGGAUAUAUAAUGGGCACUUUCAUAAAACAGUUGACAGCAAUUAUGGAAUUUGUCUCUGAUAGCUUACAUAAAAAAAAAAAAAAAAAAAAAACUCAAGAAAAUUGGUCUGGGGUUCAUGCACCGUUUCUUUUUUGCAGACAUUUGAGGGCCACGAUGCAUCUGUACUGAAAGUGAUAUUUGUGAGCCGCGGCACCCAGUUACUCACAAGGUAAUUAUCAAACCGUUUCCUAGAGCUCAUUAUUUGGUCUGUGUGGAUUUUGUGGUUAACAGUGUUUUUCUGCAGUGGCUCCGAUGGUCUGCUAAAACUCUGGACGAUAAAAACCAAUGAGUGCGUUAAGACUUUGGACGCACAUGAGGAUAAGGUAUGGGGCCUGCACAGCAACCGGCAAGAUGAUGCCAUAGUAACUGGGUCUGCAGACUCGGUUAUUAUGCUGUGGAAGGUGAGAACCGCUAAUUAAUCCAUCCCAAUGUCUGCUUUGCGCUCUGUUAUUGCGAUUUACUCAGCCGCAGAUCUAACGGUUGCUUACUUUGCAGGACGUCACAGAAAUCGAGCUGGCUGAGGAGCAGACCAAGCAGGAGGAAGAGAUUAUGAAGUAAGUAGAUCCUGUGUGCUUAAUAUACUUAUGUUGAUGGGAUUCUCAAAUUCUUGAGGGGAAAAAAACAAAGAAUUUUCUCAAAAAUCGAAAAAAACCGAAAAAUCUCCAUAUAGCCAGAAAUAAAUCAUAGAGACACAUAUAUUCAAUCAAAAAUGUUGAGAUAUUAAUGCUGGAGAGACAGAAUAUCCUAGAGUUCCGUUAGCUCUCUCAUGGGCUGAGAGUGGAAUUUUUGCUUAGGAACUUCCGACUCUGGUAUUUAUAGGGGAGGCAGGGAGCGGCUUCUGAAGGACCUCCAUUAAGUGAGACUGUUCAAAAGAUGGUUUGGCGAUUUACAAAUGGUGCACAGGGGCACUCUUGGCGUCAUAAGCACUAAGCUGCUGUAGUUAUUAUGGUGCUUGGCGGUACCAACAUACUCGGCAAUGUUGGAUAGUGGAUUGACAAGACACACAACACUAUUUGCACAGGUGCACCUUUUAGCCCUUUUACCAUUUUGUACACAGAGCAAUGUGUCUUCUCUGCUCUUGCUUUAAACUGAUUUGGUUUGUGGUCUCACAUUUAUGUUUGUUGUUUUUAGGGAGCAAGAGCUUUCAAACCUUCUACAUGAGAAGAGAUUUCUGAAAGCCCUGGGUCUUGCCAUCUCCUUAGAUAAACCGCACACAGUACUUACAGUCAUAAAAGGUGAGUGCUUACCAUUUCAUGCUUUCGUUUCAUUGUCUUCUCUAAUAGGCUUAAUUACUAAAGUGAGAAUUCGAAGUCCGUUUCUAUUUUAAGGUCAAAUAGACGAACUGGAAACAUUCUCAGCUAUGCUUUCAAUUUGGCUGCUCUGGCCUUCUUUCACUUUGGGUUGCCCAUUGCCCAUUGCCCAUUGCCCAAACACAAAAAAAGAGAGAAAAAAAUAAAAGACCCUUUAUUUUCUGUGUCUCAAAUAAAAACAUGCAUGCAUUUAAUUAUGCAUUUUUUCAUUGGGGGUAUAUAUAAAAACAGCUUGUAAAAGCUGCAGAUUCCUCCCAACCCCGCCCAGACUUUUUGUGACUGUCCAAUCACAGACUUCCCAAUGCAGCUCAUUGAGAAGUCUGUGCAAUUGCCGCCUCUUGAGUUUAGAUCCACUGAACUAAACAACCAGGAAGUUACAGGACCUGUUAGCUGAUUGACAGCCAAGGGGUGUAACAAGGUGUAUUUAUAAUAGUGUAAAUCUCUAUUGCAAUUUGCACUUUUUGUAAAAUAAAAAAAGAGGACUCUCUCUACACACACACAUCAUUUAAGCAAACUAAAGUGCUUUAUAAAGUCCCUUUAAGUAGUUAUCUGUUCAGAUUGUUUAUCCUCCAACCUUCUAUGCUUUGUGAACGACAUAUGUUCUCACAUUCAUUCAUAACAUAUGUCAUCGCUUCACUCUCUUCCAGCCUCCAUUUCUUCUUUGAGUUAUAAUGCUGGGUCUGACAAUGUGAUGGUAGAUUGCACUAAGGCAGUGCAAGAGAAAGAGAGCUGUGGCUCAUUACUGUUUAUUCUUAACAUUUUAUAGAAUUUUGUUUGAUACUUUUUAGAUUUUCCUCACUUGGGCAGGAGCAGAAUGGCCACUAAAUGCAUCUGUUUCUAAUUGUUCAAAUGAGACACUUUUGGCAUCCUACAUUAAAGGUUUAUUUUGUAAUCUAUGAAUGUAUGGUGGGAUAAUUUAAUAAAGUUGCAAAAUGUGGGCUGAAUUUCCCAAGUUGGAAAAACACCUCAGCUCUGGCCUUGAUUUCUCAUGUUGGCAUCUUCCCACAACUCAGCAUUCCGUUAAUAAACUCCCUGGUUUGGGAGGAAGCUGUGGCUGGAAUGCUGCAAGGUCAUUUCCCUGCACACUACUUAAAGUGACAUGACUGAGAUAUACUGUGUGCACAUAUUUUUUUCUUUUUCUUUUUUAAAGCUGUCUUACGUGAGCCACAAGGGAAAGACGACCUGGAGAAAACCGUUUUGAGAUUGCGCCAAGAUCAGAGAGGUAUGCAAUGUCCUUUACAUAACAGGAUGAACAGGUUAUACCUGCUGGGAGGUUACACAACUGCUUUAUACAUUGUGCAAAGUUCCAGUGACCCACUUUCUGUUUGUAGCACAGUACCCUCAGUUACUGAUCUAGCCUGGCCCUAAGCAAGGCUUCCACUUUUAUCGGUUAUGGUCUGUUUGUUUUUUGCAUUUAUUGUCCAACUGGCCUCCCACUGAGCGGCUCUGACCAAACAUAAAAAUCGUUGCAGGCUUGUAAAUCCAGAUGUAGAAAUCACAUUCCAAGAUAUGUACAAAGAUGUAUAUACAUAAUGUUGGAAUUCCAUGUCACUGGUAAUGGUAAAUUAAUAGCAGGGAUAGAAAGGCACACCCAAAAAAAUUUAUUGAAAAAAUAUUUCUUUAUGGGCAUAGAAAAUACCUCCUGGCAUACAUUGAUAAGAGCACUUAAUAACAUUAAUUAUAUCGUUUUAAUGGCCCCUGUCAGUGGGUGGGAUAUAUUAGGCAACCACCGAAGAAACCGUUCUUGAUCUGAGUGAGUGACUUUGACAAGGGCCAAAUAGUGAUGGCUAGAUGACUGGGAAUCUGAGAAUCUCCAAAAUGGCAAGUCUUGUGCAAUGGUUCUAGUAUGCAGUGAUGUGUACCUACUGAAAAUGGUACAAGGAAUAACUGGUGAGCUGGCGUCUGGAUCAUGGUUGCCCAAGGCUCAUUGAUGCAAGUGGGGAACGAAGGCUAGCCUGUCUAGUCCGAUCACACAGAAGAGGUGCUGUAGCUCAAAUUGUUGAAAACCUUAAUGCUGGCCUCAGUGCACUGCAGUUUGCCGAGUAUGGGGCUGCAUAGCCACAAACUGGUCAGAGUGCCUUUAAUGGGGGCAUGAGCAUCAGAACUGGACCAUGGAGAAAUGGAAUAAGGUUUCUGCUAAUGUAUUGGUGCCAGAUACCAUAGGACACAUUCACAGGUCUUGUGGAGUCUAUGCCUCGACGCAUCAGCGCUGGUUUGGCAGCACGAGGGGGUCUACACAAUAUCAGGCUGGAGGUUUUAAGAUUGUGGCUGAUCAGUGUUUAUACUGUAAACUUAUUUAUGCUCUAGAUUUUAAAUUGUGAAAUAAGUGUUAAUCGUUCUAUAUGUUUUCUGUAUAUUCUUGUCCUAUCUGCACACGUACAUUUGACUCCUCCCCCACCCUUUUGGCAGAGUCCAUUCUCAAGUACUGCUGCGUGUGGAACACAAACUCCCGCAACUGUCAUGAGGCUCAGUCGGUGCUGAAUGUCCUUCUGACCCAUGAGUCACCGGAUGUACUCCUGCAGUACAGCGGCAUUCGAGGCAACGUUGAAUCCCUCAUACCCUACACUGGUGAGUUGAACAGCACUGGUCAGUGGGAAAGGCUGACCCGUGUAAUAAAGAUGAAAAUAUAAGGUUUAGGGAUCUGGAGAGAGAGAGUGUGUGUGUUUGUUUUUUUUUUUCUUCUUUUUUUCAUUCUUAGUUGUAUGAGUUCCAGGUAUUGAGGACUGUGAUGUAUUGCUCAUAACUGUAGAACACGCUCUCUACUCUCAAAUGUCAGAUUUGAAUAUAAAUAUGUACUGCCUUACCCCUUUGUUUACAGAUUUGCGGAGUUAUUUACUAAACUGAGAAUACAAAAGUCCAGAGUAGCCAAACUGAGAAACAGAUGUCUUGGAGAAUUUUUCCAGUUUGGCUAUUUUGACCUUAAAUUUACUUCGAAUUCUCACUGUUUACAGAUUUGCAGAGUUAUUUACUAAACUGAUAAUACAAAAGUCCAGAGUAGCCAAACUGAGAAACAGAUGUCUUGGAGAAUUUUUCCAGUUUGGCUAUUUUGACCUUAAAUUUACUUCGAAUUCUCACUGUAGUGAAUAACUCUUAAUUUGUUCCUUCCUAUAAAGCAUGGUAGCAGAAGCCAUAUUAGAGAUGACUGUUCUAUAAGUUCUGGCUUCAAUCCCCCCAAAAUUCCAUUCUCAGAAUUUGCUGCAAAUCCGCCUGCUGUAGAACACUCAGAAAUGGCUGAGCUCAAGCUUUUAAAAAGCAGGAGCAUUGCUCAAACCUGUGCUGUUUCUCCUACGUAAACAACUAUACUGACCUAAUCUUCUUUAUUGCUCAGAGCGACACCUGCAGCGAAUGGGACGGUUACUGCAAUCCUCCAUGUUUGUGGAUUUCAUGUGGCAACACAUGAGACUGAAAGACUUACCAGAGCACGAAGAAAAGAGUCCAGUAUCAUUUCCUACAAGUGCUGAUCAAACUGCGGCAAAGCAAGUGAACACCACAACAUAAGGGCUUGAGGCUCACAACAUACUCUAUUGACCAGACAUAUCCUGGAGAGGAAGCCAUUCUCUGCGCAACCCAACUGCAUAUAUGGAUCAAAUGCUGAUUUGUAUGGACAGCUCGUUCAUUAUGUACGUGAUCCACUGGCUACCUGUACACACUGACCACCAGGACUACUGUGCUUUGUCCUUUUACUGAAUAUUGUGUCGAGAUAUCCGGAUAUAUACUUUUGGUUUUAAAAACUAAUUUUAUCUAACAAAGGAUGGUAAUAAUAACUUGGGGGCCUUUCACCAGCAAUAGCAAAUAAAUGACGUCCAGCCUGUGUUAAAGUCUUGCACUAUGGCGGAUUAAAAGGCUCGCCAUCUCAAGUUUUGCUCUGUAUUUCCUACAAUGAGUGGCUGUAAAAGUUCACCUUCUUAAUGGUGCCUUUAAAAUUAUUUUAUGAAGUGUCGUUGUACUUGGCGUGACAUCAAUUCUAAGAGCCAGUUUCAAUUUUUUUUUAUAUAUAAUAUUUUAUCGAUGGGAGCCAUAUUUACUUUAAGAGCCCCGUCCUCUAUUUUUCCAUCAGGAACAUUCCACUUACAGAUUCAGACAGGUGACCCACUGAUAAAUUCUAGGAAUGGUUGCACCUAUGGUGAGAGAGAUUUCUCAAGGUUUUGUGAUCUGGAAAGCAAUGCAGGUUUGUAAAAGUGUUGCAGUUACCACAAAGAAACAAUGGGAUUUGUGAUUACUCCAGUUUUACAGCUUUGCACUUUUUUAGUAAAAUAGGGAAGAGCACUCUAAAGAGCGCUUUAUUCAAAGGGUGCAAGGACUCCAGCCGCUGCUAGACCAGUAGUAAAUCCAAUAAAAAGGAAUGAUCCCACCACUCCUUAUAAAUCAGACAUAUGCUUUGCUGUAUAUGAUUUGCAAAUAAAGGGAUAUUGAUUUAUAAGGAGUGCUGGACAUCGGUUCGUUCACUAUGACUGAAACGCUUUUGGUUGGUUUUGGGAACCUUAGAUUCUGUUUCCUACAUCCAAGCUCACCAUUCCAUCCUACAUCCAAGCUCACCAUUCCAUCCUACAUCCAAGCUCACCAUUUCAUAUCCGUGGGACAUGUUCAUUACAAUAAUAAAAAAACCAAAAGAAAAAACUGUUAAAUGUCUGGCUUGAUACUGAACUGGUAUCUGUUGUAUAGAUUUCACCCCCACAAAAUUAAACUUGUUUGUUUUUAUGUUCUAUGGCUUUGGUAAUCCUGUUUUCUUGUAUCCAAGGAGAACCGCAAUUACAUGUCCCCAACUAGCCCGCAAGCCUAGAGCCAAACUAUAAUACUUUUUUCAUCUGUGCAAUUAUAUCCAUUAAUGCUGCUGUUUCAUGCCAAGGGUCAUCAUGAUGGAGGAUGAGUUGGCAGAUUUUUUUUUUUUUUUCCUUUAUUUUUGCUGUGCAGGUGGGUACAAGGAAUCAACAGACGCCACAGCAGCGUAUGUACAAUUGUUAAACAGUGGCAUGAGAGUCUGCACAAUUUUAUAUUUUUAGCAAGCUUGGCUAAACAUUUAAAUCGUUAGCGUGAAGUUAAAUAAAAUACAGCGAGAUAGUUGAUGCUUAACCUGUCUAAAUCGGCAUUUGUGCUAGGCAUAUAUGUGAGAAACAAAACAGUGAGCAUAUUUUUGCCAUUAAAACAGAAGCUAAGGUUAUCAUCAAGAACAGAUUUCUUUAAGCUUAAUUAAGUUUAACCACCAGGGGGCAGCAGAGCGUCGGACACACAUGCAGGCUCAGACAUUUGGAUUACUUUCUAACUGCAGGAAGAGAGUCCGAUGCAAAAGACGCACGUUAAAAUUGUGGAUGAGGUGCUGGAUUAAGAGGUACACCAUAGUCUGUUAUCUCUGUAGGCAUAUGUGGUUGGAAGCCGCUUGAUCCCUCUUGCAGCUGUGCUAGAUCUGUGCUUGUAGCUGGAUGUUUUAGUGUGCGGGGGGCUUGACAGUUAGCAGUGGAGUGAAGCUUGUCCCCCAUUUUCGUAGAUCCCUUGUACUCAGGCAGAGUCAGAGUCCAGAGAGAGUCCCCUUAUAUCCACUGGUAUUAAUGGGAGGUGAUGCCACUGUUGGUGUGAGGGUUAUUAUGCUGAGCUGGGCUUGCUUGUGGAGUAUACCCCUCAUGCUGGUAUCCUGUGGGUGGAAGGAGCACUCAUUCUGUCUGCCGUUGCUUAGGUACUUCCCCCUCACUUCGUCUCACAAUGAGCGCGGCAGCCAUAUUGGAUUUUUCCAUGCGGUCCCCAGUCAGUCAUCCUGCAGCCUGUGUGCCCUGAACGAGCGCUGCGUCCCCGGUGGGGUCUGGGAUAACCCCCCCGGCCCACGGGGGGGGAGGGUAACGGGGCCCUUAGCAGGCGGCGGGAGGUCCCGCCGGACCAAGCACAGAUCAUCGGCCGCUUCUCCCGCCAGGGCCUCACAGCAGGCCGCAAUCCCACUUGCCCACCAGACCGCAUCGCCAGCGGAGUGGGGGCUGGUACUUGCCCCGAAGGUUGGUGGUCGGGUCCCCUUUGCCCUCUCACAGCAGCUGAGGGUUUUCCAGGCGAGUAGGGGCAUUUUGAAGCUGGUUAUUGCGGGUUUGUCAGGGAGCCGAGGCACCCCACGUCCACCCAGCUCGGCGGCCAGGCCCCGCCCCCCGGCAGAUACUUUUUGAUUUAAUGGACAUUUUGUUUUUUCUUCCUGAUGGGGACUAUAUAGGGACCAUACACUGCAAUCUUCAAUUCCACUAUCAAGGCAAAUCCUCAGGGUCUGCCUAAUAGUGAAUUGUUUCCCACCAACAUGUAAAUAUUAUGCACUACAAGACAGCACUUUUCAUGUGCUGUCCAUCAGAGUGUAUAGGUUAUAUUAUUCUAGCAAAUCAGACAUUCUUAUAGCUCCAAGUAAGAGGCUGUUAUCAAAUGCCUGAGACUGAUGUGUUCUGCAAUGUCCAUUAUCUAGCUCAAUGUCGUUUGCUUGUGAUGCAUUGUGAAAUCACUAGUCUUGUAAAGCACUCUGCUAAAGAAAUUUAAAAUAAACAACUUCACCAUUGAUUUAAGUCUUGCUUUAGCCAAGCUCAUUAUUGUGUGCUGGGUUACAUUGUAGCAAAUGUCCAAAAGAAAACAAAACCUGAAUAGUAUAUAGCUAUUUGAGACUGAAUUUGUUUUUGUGGCAGUUGAUGCAGUAAGC